AUUCCUAUCUGAGCCAUUCCUAUCUGAGCGCUCUUUCUCUCUGUGUUUUGCCCUCUAAAGCCAAUCUGUAACGCAAACCCUAUUUACCCUACACAUACAUAUACAUAUACAUAUAAACUCACAAACCUAUCUCUAUAUUAGCUUACUCUCUACACACACCUCUUUCCGAUCACUUUUCGUCUCCUGAUCAUCCAGGGUUUUCGGAGGAUCUAUAUUUGUCAUCUGUCGAAAUCUCGAAACCUAGAUGGGUCGAAAGAAGCCUACCGCCCGCGAUGACGAUGGUGGCGGCGCCGCCGCCACUACUGCCGCCCAGGGUGGCGGAGGGAAAUCGAAGAAGAAGGCGCCGGUGAUUGAUGAUGAUGAGUACUCGGUAGGGACUGAGUUUUCGGAGGAACAAACAGUCGAGGAGGAGAAAGUUGGUGGUGGUGGUGGGAAGAAGAAGGGGAAGAAGGGGAAUUCUAAGAAUUUACAGCCUAAAGAUGACGACUUUGAAGAAAAUAAUGCUGAGGAGGAGGAGGACGAUGUUUCGGCUAUACAAUUUGCCGGGAAGAAGAAGUCUAAGUCCAAGAAGAGUGGGAAUAAGAAUUUGUUUAGUGCUUCGAGUUUUGGGUUACUUGAGGAUGAGGAUAAUGAUGGGGAGGAUGAUGAUGAUGAAAAGUCUGGUGUGUCUCGUGAUAAGGAUGAUGAUGUUGUUAGUGAUGAUGAGGAUGAGCCUGUAGCAGCUUUCUCGGGGAAGAAAAAGUCGUCAAAGUCGAAAAAGAGUAAUAGUAAUUUGUUCAAGGGGUCGGCUUUUGAUGCAAUCGCUGAUGAUGGGGAUGGGGAUGGGGAUGUUGUUGAUGAUGAUGAUGAUGAACCGGUUAUUAUUUUUUCAGGGAAGAAGAAACCAUCGAAAUCAAUUAAGAAAAGUAGCGGUAAUGUGCAUGCAUCGUCUAGUUUUGAUGCGCUUGAUGAUGAGAGUGAAAGGAUGGAUGAAGUUAAAGUGGAAGAGGAUGACGAGGUUGCUAUUACUUUUUCUGGUAAGAAGAAGAAAUCUCCAAAGUCUUCAAAGAAGAGUAGUAGCUUGUUUAGUGCUCCAUUUGUCGAUGAUGAAGAAAAUGACGCGGGUGCAUCUGUCUCUAAAUCUGGUGGUGAUGCAACUAAUGAUGAGUUCAGUAUUCAAGAUGAAGAUGAAUCAGUGAUUAUGUUUUCUGGUAAAAAGAAGCCUUCCAAAAAGAAGAAUAAUAGUGUUUCCAGUGCACUUGAUUCUGGGCUUGGAGAUGAAUUGGCAGAUGUGGUUGAACCUGAACAACCUAAUGCGAGUACAAGUAAUAAAGAAGCUGAUGAUUCCAAAAGUAACAAACAGGUUAAUGAAGUUGUAGCAGAAACUUCAAAGAACAAAAAGAAGAAAAAGAAGGGUGGAAGAACUGCACAAGAAGAGGAUGACCUUGACAAAAUUCUUGCAGAGCUUGGUGAAGCACCCCCUAUAUCAAAACCUGGUCCUGCUCCUCCUCCCCAAGAGGGCAAAGCUGAGAUUGAGCCAGAAUCAGUUGGUUCGUUGGAUGCUACAGUUGAAAAGGAAGCUGUGGAAGAAGGUGGUUUGGAAUCUGCUGCUGCGAAGAAGAAGAAGAAGAAGAAAGAAAAAGAGAAAGAAAAGAAGGCGGUAGCAGCAGCAGCAACAGCUGCACCAGCUGCACCAGCAGAGGAAGAAAAACCUCAAGAAACAAAGAAUGAAACCAAGGGUAAAGCAACGGAUAAAAAAGUCCCAAAGCAUGUUAGAGAGAUGCAGGAGAGACUUGCCAAGCUUAAGGAACUGGAGGAAAAGAAGAAGAGGGAAGAAGAGGAGAAGUUAAGGAGGGAAGAGGAAGAGCGAAAGCGGCUAGAAGAACUCGAAAGGCAAGCAGAAGAGAAAAAACGCUUGAGAAAAGAGAAGGAAAAGGAGAAGCUUUUAAAGAAGAAACAGGAAGGAAGGCUUUUAACGGGGAAACAGAAGGAAGAAGCAAAGCGAUUGGAGGCAAUGAGGAAUCAAAUACUUGCUAAUGCCGGAGGUUUGCCUCUCCCUACUGCCGAUGGUGUUGGUGCCUCAACAAAACGGCCCAAGUAUCAAACGAAGAAGUCAAAGCCACAUCAUUCUCAAGGAAAUGGUAUGGCCCCUGCAAAGGAUGUCGAAAUCACAGAAGCAAAGGAAAACCAGCAGGAGGUUGUUUCGGAGGUUGAUUCCAUGGAACCGGAGAAGAUUGAAGAAGUGGAUGCAAUGAGUGUGGAGGAGAAAACAGAAGUUGCCGAUGUGGUUGAAGAGAAUGGAAUUGAAGAAGAAGAAGAUGAGGAUGAAUGGGAUGCAAAGAGUUGGGAUGAUGCUGAUCUAAAACUGCCGGGUAAAAGUGCAUUUGCAGAUGAAGAGGCUGACUCUGAGCCUGAACCUGUGGUUAAAAAAGAGGUAAGGAGUGCCCAAUCAGCUAGCCGUGAUUCAGGCCCUCCUGCUGUGGCUGCAAAGCCAGCAGUUGCUGCCCCAAAAGUCACUGCUGCAAAGCCUACAGGGAAGAAGGAAACACCAAGUUCAGAUGCUCAGCCUAACCAUAGUGAAAUUGAUCUCCGAUCUCCAAUAUGCUGCAUUAUGGGUCAUGUCGAUACUGGUAAAACCAAGCUGCUUGAUUGUAUCCGCGGAACUAACGUUCAAGAAGGUGAAGCUGGCGGGAUUACUCAACAAAUUGGUGCAACAUAUUUUCCAGCACAUAACAUACGAGAGAGGACAAAGGAACUGAAAGCUGAUGCAAAGCUGAAUGUCCCAGGUCUAUUGGUUAUUGAUACCCCUGGACAUGAAUCGUUCACUAAUUUAAGGUCUCGGGGUUCAGGUUUAUGUGACAUCGCAAUUUUGGUCGUUGACAUAAUGCAUGGCCUAGAACCACAGACUAUUGAAUCACUCAAUCUUCUGAAAAUGAGGAAUACUGAAUUUAUCGUUGCAUUGAAUAAGGUGGACAGACUUUAUGGGUGGAAAGUUUGCAAGAACGCACCAAUUGUGAAGGCAAUGAAGCAGCAAACCAAAGAUGUCCAAAUGGAAUUUAAUACGAGGCUGACUCAGGUUAUUACCCAGUUAAAGGAACAAGGGUUAAACACUGAAUUAUACUAUAAAAACAAAGAAAUGGGGGAAACUUAUAGUAUUGUACCUACAAGUGCAAUCAGUGGUGAAGGCAUUCCUAAUAUGUUGCUAUUGCUAGUUCAAUGGACUCAGAAGACAAUGAUUGAGAAACUUACGUACAGUAAUGAAGUGCAGUGUACAGUUCUGGAGGUUAAGGUUAUUGAAGGCCAUGGGACAACCAUCGAUGUGGUGUUAGUUAAUGGUGUGCUUCACGAAGGAGAUCAAAUAGUUGUUUGUGGCAUGCAGGGACCUAUUGUUACCUCAAUUCGAGCAUUACUGACACCCCAUCCAAUGAAGGAACUCCGAGUAAAGGGUACUUAUCUGCAUCAUAAAGAAAUCAAGGCUGCCCAGGGUAUCAAGAUUACUGCACAGGGCCUUGAGCAUGCGAUUGCAGGCACUGCUCUAUAUGUGGUGGGGCCUGAUGAUGAUUUAGAAGAUAUGAAGGAAGCGGCCAUGGAAGAUAUGAAGUCAGUAAUGAGCAGGAUUGAUAAAACUGGUGAGGGAGUCUGUGUUCAGGCCUCUACUCUUGGAUCAUUGGAAGCGUUGCUGGAGUUCUUGAAAUCACCAGCCGUGAAAAUACCUGUUAGUGGUAUAAGCAUAGGCCCUGUACAUAAGAAGGAUGUCAUGAAGGCUAGUGUCAUGCUUGAGAAGAAAAAAGAAUAUGCCACAAUCUUGGCCUUUGAUGUUAAAGUGACGCCGGAAGCUCGGGAACUUGCGGAUGAAGCUGGUGUCAAGAUAUUCAUUGCUGAUAUUAUUUAUCACUUGUUUGACCAGUUUAAGGCCUACAUUGACAAUCUCAAGGAGGAAAAGAAGAAGGAAGCUUCUGAAGAGGCAGUCUUCCCAUGUGUUCUCAAGAUUAUGCCGAAUUGCGUUUUUAACAAGAAGGACCCCAUUGUUUUGGGGGUUGACAUUCUUGAAGGCAUUGCUAAGGUUGGAACUCCAAUUUGUAUACCUCAGAGGGAGUUUAUUGAUAUUGGUCGAAUCGCAUCUAUUGAGAAUAAUCACAAGCCAGUUGAUUAUGCUAAAAAGGGCCAGAAGGUGGCUAUUAAGAUAGUUGGUAGCAAUCCGGAGGAGCAACAAAAAAUGUUUGGCAGGCAUUUUGAGAUGGAAGAUGAGCUCGUCAGUCAUAUCUCUCGGAGGUCGAUUGAUAUACUUAAAGCUAAUUAUCGGGAUGACCUGUCUAUUGAUGAGUGGAAGCUGGUUGUGAAACUGAAAAACCUCUUCAAGAUACAAUAAAAUUAGUUUUGAACUUUCGACUUAUUGGUGAAGAAGUUCAUCAUUUCAGAUAUGAUCAAGGGCUAUCGGAACUGCGCCUGUGUAUUGUGAAGAGACUGAGGUUCUUUUUGGGCGGGAAUGAGUUGUGUCUUGAACAAGAUAGAUUGGAAGUGUGACAGGUAUUUAUGAAGGGAUAGUAUAUGGUAAAAUUCAUACCCAAUUUUGUUUCCCUUUCUUUACAAUCACAACAAAGUCAACCUUCCUUGCUAUUUGUUUUUUUCUUUUUUUGUGGGUAUUUUGUUAAGUUUUAUUGCUGUGAUCAUAAACAAGGUUCUUUGUAUGAAAGCAAUGCAGUAGUACAAAGAUGAGAGUAAUAUGAUAUAGCUGUCAGAAGAUGGCUUAACAUCUGUGUCUUCUAAGCACUUUAACGAUUCUUUUCUAUACGUUAAGCAA
This is a messenger RNA of Camellia sinensis, 4780 nucleotides long. RefSeq names its product eukaryotic translation initiation factor 2 (eIF-2) family protein. Gene Ontology annotation, biological process: translational initiation. Gene Ontology annotation, cellular component: mitochondrion; cytoplasm. NCBI's taxonomy places the organism in Eukaryota, Viridiplantae, Streptophyta, Magnoliopsida, Ericales, Theaceae. The record is from RefSeq and is a predicted model, not a curated record. Gene Ontology annotation, molecular function: GTP binding; translation initiation factor activity; GTPase activity.